Molecule: messenger RNA, 3541 nt
Organism: Anopheles coluzzii
Lineage: Eukaryota; Metazoa; Arthropoda; Insecta; Diptera; Culicidae
Product: transmembrane protease serine 9-like
Exons: 12
Coding region: 359-3136 (925 amino acids)
Biological process (GO): proteolysis
Molecular function (GO): serine-type endopeptidase activity
Source: RefSeq, a predicted model, not a curated record
CAUGUCGCACAACAAACCAAUCACACUGCAACGUAUCGUACCGCCCCUUGCGCGUCGCUUGAAAAAGUGAAAGUAAGCCGGCAUCGAAGUCUGCACCCACUGCGGCGGAAUCGCGGCACGUUAGACUUGAGCGAUCGCUGCCUACAGCAAGCGACGAACCCUCCCACCUUACACGUUGUCCGAUCAAGACACGCACACACACACGUUGUUUGUUGUGCGUUUCGUGGUGUGGUGCGUUAUUUUGGUUUUCGUUUACUCGCUCGCUCGCGUGCGAUCGGCCUUUUCAUUACAUAAGUUCUUGUGUGCGUCUUAUGCUCCGUACGGUCCGCACGGCCGGCGUUUCAGUCGCUUGGGCACCAUGCUGGAACGCGGAACGAUAACGCUGCUGGGGCUGUUGCUGGCGCUCGUCUCGUCAGCUGAUCGGUGGGCCGUGCUGGCAUUUCGCAAAUCGUUUGAAGAGCUCAGCGUUCAUACACUUCCCGAUUCCGGUUCACUCGAGGAUUGCUCACUGCGUUUGCAAAAGCUAGCUCAUGAUGAACCACCGGCAGCACCGUUGGAAGAGUUUCCAUCGUACUCCCGCGAGUUCGCUCAUCUGGCUGCGAUAGGCUGGAAGUCCAAGAGUAAUGACGACAUUGAGUGGCGUUGCAGUGGCAGUCUUAUAGCGGAGAACUUUAUUCUAACCGCUGCACACUGCACGCAGGAUGAAGGCGUUGAACCCACCGUGGUACGUAUGGGUGAUCUCGAUCUGUACAGCGCCAAGGAUGAUCGUUAUGCGCAGCAGGUAGAGAUAGCGGAAAUUAUCCGCCAUCCAGAGUUUAACUUUAGCAGCGCGUACCACGACAUAGCGCUGCUUCGGCUAAAGAAAUCCGUGACUGUCACCGACUUCGUCACACCGGCCUGUCUGUACACGAACGAUUCCCUAACAUUCGACAAGCUGCAGGCUGCGGGCUGGGACUUUUAUGCAGAAGUAUCGCCACCGAUUCUAACUACCCCGCUCAAUCCGAUCAAUCAAGAUCGCUGCAAGUUUUGGUACCGCGACAAUAAGGAAGCCUUUCGGAAGGGUAUCAAUCGGAUGCUGAUGUGCGCGGGUGAUGAGCAGCUUAAGAACUGCCCGAGCGAUACGGGCGGUCCGCUGCAGGUGAAGCUGUUGUCCAGCUCUCGGUACACGCCGUUCGUUGUCGGCGUGUCGGCGCUCGGUGUGCCGUGCGGUGCAACAACGCCCGGUGUGUAUGCGAAGGUUCCGCACUACAUUCUGUGGAUUGAAGCCGUGACGAAGCUGGUGUACCAUCCGCCAGAGUGCGUCAUUCGGCACAUCUCCCGGCGGGAGCUGGACACAUCGCUCGUUGCACCGGAAUUGAAGACCACCGCCCUGGAAACUCAUCUGACCGGCAAGAAGGGAACGGUCGAGGCAAAUCCUUUGCGUGCUAAAUUGCACGUAUUCAAAGAAUUUAAGUGUGCUGUGGGCAAGGAUGGUGAGAACGUGGAGUGGCUUUGCGGUUGCACAAUUGUUGCACAGGACUUUGCACUGACGUCUGCCCGAUGCGUCAAGGAUGUUGAUGUCGAUGUGGUGAACUAUCGCAACGACUGGAAAAAGAUAGCCGAAGUAAUCUUCCACCCGGAGUACGACAGGAAGACACUCUACAACGAUCUAGCACUGAUUCGGCUGCAAACCGACAACCGUAAUCGAUACGACUGGAAGGCGGUGUCAUGCAUCGGAGCACCGGGCGAGGAAGAUCAAAGCGAGUACCUAACGUUCGGCAUCGGACCGUACAACCUGAACGAUGACGGGCGCACGGAUGGCAAUGCGGACGGCACGGAACGCUACGUAACGGCCACGCUGCAGCGGGUGGAAAACGCCAACUGUACCGAAGCGUACAAGGGCUACGGUAUACUGAAGAGCGGCCUGAACGCCACCCAGUUCUGUCUCGGCUCGGGCGGCGAUCAUAUCGUGCCGGGUGCGUGCGAACCAUGGAACGGUAACGAGGUGCUCGGCGAGAUUCGCCCGCCCAUCGACCCGAACCCUUUCCCGGAGGAUCUCGUGGGCGUAAGCUCGUACGCACCGGACUGCGGGUUCGGACGGCGGCCGCUCGUGGCCUCGCGAGCGAUCGCGUUUCGCGACUGGAUGGACACGGUCAUCUACAAGACGACUAAAGUGCAGUCCGUACCGCAGGUGCUGAUGGAGAAGGAGCUGGCGCUGGACUACAUCUGCGAGGCGUCGGACCGGGAGGCGGGCGUGUGCGUCCACAUCGACCACUGUUCGCACCGGGCGCUCGCCAAGGAUGUGGUGAAGGUGUGCACGAACGAGACGGCCCCCAUUGUGUGCUGUCCGGUGAAUUCCUUCAUCGCGACCGCCCACCUGCCGCUGCUGACCGAGUGCGAAACAAACUACCAGCGGUUCCGCAAGAAGUACGCCGACUUUGUAGGCGACCGGGGGACCGCCCAGCCGCUCGAGGACGGUGCCCAUCCGCACUCGGUGAUGAUUGGCUGGAAGGUCAACAAGACGGCCACCGCCUGGCACUGCACGGGCACGUUAAUUAACCUGAACACGGUGCUCACGACGGCGGGCUGUGCUAACAGUGUGCGAAGACGCAGCCCGGAAGUGGUCAGUGUCGGCGAAACGAAUGUCGCCAGAAUCUACGACGGUGCGGCACAGAUCAUACGCGUGAAGGAAACGAUCCGGUACCCGAGUUACAAUGCGAAAACGCACGACAACGACAUUGCGGUGCUGAAGCUGGAAUCGGACGUGCUCGUCAACGAAAAUGCAAUUCCGGCCUGCCUGUGGCGCGACCUGAACCGCACCCCGUACUACGGCCAGGAGGUACACUUCGACGGUCAAUCGCUGACGGCGCGGGACAAGAACGUGGUACACAACCGGGACUGCCAGCUGUUCACUUCGCACACCGAGCUGACGAACGAUCAGCUCUGCUGGCAGGAGUUCCGGCUGCGACCGGACGGUGCCGACGCACCGAACUGUGGGCGCAAGGGCAAUCCGUUUAUUACGCUGCAGCGCACCAACAACAUAUAUUUGCCAUAUCUGGUCGGGCUGUACAGCUACGACCGGCAGUGUGCCGGCGGUGAGCCGAUCGUUGCCACGCGCAUCUCGUCCUACAUCAAUUGGAUUAGUCUGUACAUGUAGGGGCAUUACGGGGGCUGCAUGCGUUGCGGUUUGGAUGGUCAGUGGUGAGCGUAAUUGUACUGCUAUUUGCAAAAGGCGAGGGUGGUAUCAAACCGCCCAGUCCAAAACCGCCCAUGGCGAACAUGGCGCGCGUGAACAAAUGUGACGAAAAUUAUCUGCUAAAUUGUUACACCAAUUCUAGCGCGGAUGGGUGUAGCACGCCUGAACGUGGCAAUAAAAUUCACGCAAAUAGAAACGCGCCAUGUCCUUUCGUGGAAGACUGUUGAUUGCUUGAAUGGACAGGACCGUGGCCGUGGUGUCGUGUGGGUGAUGUAAUUCGGAUUGGUUUGACCAACCUUUCCAUCACAGCGAGUGGAUGUACGUGCAGAUGGGCAGGAAUAAAAUUAUGUAUUUGUAUUUUCCUAA